Messenger RNA from Notodromas monacha, 4745 nucleotides. Lineage: Eukaryota; Metazoa; Arthropoda; Ostracoda; Podocopida; Cyprididae. The record is from the annotation of a GenBank genome assembly.
AAUGGAACUUCGUGUUCUAGUAUCUUUCAGUAUUGAGGGUUGCAGUUCCUCUGGAAAUAUUUUGUGAAUUUUUCAAAAAAAUUCCUGUACCGAAUUGAGCGUAAUUCUUGAAUUUUUUUUCGUAAAAUAUGAUGAAGUACAGUAGCUCCAAAAACACUCAAAAAUGGGAAAAGAACGAAACGUAUUGAACACCAUUUAAGAGCUUUUCAAUCGAAAAAAAUAUGCUGACAAUUGGGUUUUACGCAGUUUAAUAUCCGUAACGGUAAUAUACUGUAUUGUACUUCUCUAUCGCAAGAAAAAUUGGCGACAACCCUUUAUUUCAAAUACUUCGCGAGGGGUUCCCGUUAUCAGCGGCAUACCGUACAGGUUUUGAAUUUAUUUUAUUUUUUUGCUGCAAAUACAUUUUCAGGAUUUUUUAUGAACUCCUAGAUGUGCGGAUUAUUUCCGUGAUUGCGGAUCGCGCUUAUCCGGAGUCUUGAGUUGAAGAUGACUAAUCUUGGAAACGGCGAGUGAAUAUUGCAAAAAGCAUAAGUUUACCAAGAAACGUGUCAUCCAAUGACUUUCUCACGCCGCGAAGAGGAAAACAGUUGAGGUAAAGUAUUUUUAAACCUCUUCUUACUUGAUUCUGAAUAAGAUCAGAUCAAUUUCGCUCAUGCGAUGCGACGAAAUGAAUCUCGCUCUCUUCGCGCUUACUUUCCUGACAUUGUUGAUAGUUGUAAUUUUAGGUUUUUGGGGUCCGGUACUUGUCGGCAAUAUCUCUCCUGCGUUGCGGUCAGAUUUUGUUGUCGAGAAUGCGACUUAUGGGAAAGAUACCUUGCAUUACGUAGUUGAGCGACUGGACGCUGAAGAUUUUAGAGCCACUGAUGAAAAGGAGCCGAGGAAAAUGGUGGAUCCGUUUCCGCGGAUCACGAACGAUACCUCUGUGGCGUGCAGACAUUUUGAUUUGCCCGCCCUUGAUCCGAUUGCGAUGAAGUUUUACUCUGAUCUGCCUCCGCUGAAGUGCGAUCAGAGUAAGCAUUGGAUUACUGUUAAAGGUACGCGGUUGCAAAAUAUUAUUGCUGAUGGCACUUGGGUGGAUAAAAAAUUCACUGAAGAAUAUUUGAGUGGAUUCCUGUUGAGGCAGUUCCAGAAAAAUGGUUACGCCACUGCAUACCUUGAAGAUGAGCAGAAUUGGGGAACGUAUCAUUCAUUCUUAUCCCCUGGGUAUCGUAAUUCUCCUGCUGACCACUAUACUCGAAUGUAUAUGUGGUUGAGAGGGCGUUUGAAUGGGUACAAGGAAUCCUGUUGCGGACCGAGAAGCUGCAAUUGGGUUGCUCAGACCUAUUUUCAGUACCUGUGGGACUUGCACAAAGACGUGCCCAAGUUUUUCUUUGGCCUUCAGGGCAGUUACUCUCACUCGGUGUCUCCUGACACGCUCGGUUUCAUUGAUGGGGAAUUCGAAAGCUUUUUACACUGGAUCAAGACCAAUUUGAGUAACGACACCUUGGUAAUAAUUAUGGGUGAUCAUGGUCAUCGAUUUCACGAAUUCGGAGGAACUCGUCAAGGGAUGCUUGAGAUGCGAAUGCCUUUGAUGCAUAUUAGUUUUCCCGAAUGGUUUGAGCGACAGUUUCCUGACGCCGUGAACAAUUUGAGGACGAAUUCGAAGCGAUUGGCAACUCCGAUGGAUUUGCACGUUACUCUCAAAAGUCUGUUGAACUUCAGAGCUCUCGAUUUUAAAACCGGACCCUCCGUGAAUGAUAGUCUGCCAGUUGCCCUAAAUUGGUUCCUUCCGGUUCCGAAAGAAAGGACUUGUGAGAUGGCAGAGGUUGCUGUGCAUUGGUGUGCUUGUCCUGUCUCGAAGCCUCUGGAAACCUCUAGUCCGAUUGCCUUGCAAAUGUCGUCUGCCUUGGUCGUGUUUAUUAACAAGCAGGUAAACAAGAUCCUGGAAUCAUUCAAGCGGAGGACAGAGGGUUUGCGAGUCCCAGAAUGUCAGAAGUGGACCUUGAAGUCUGUUCAACAUGCGACCGAACUACAGGGUGGAGCAGAGGAUUUGCAUGAAAUCACGUCUUCGGGAUUGCAUAAUGCCUUUGGGACCCUCGGAGAAGAAUCAUUCAAUUGUGACCAUUUCAUGAUGGAAGCUGAAUUCAUGGUGUUCCUCGCAAUAUUGAGUAUUGUGAAAUCAGAUACUGCUGAUAACAUUGAAGAUUGGAAUGAGGAAGUGAUUUCUGGUCGUUACGGAAAUCAGUCAGCUCAUCAAGAUGCGCAUCUUCGAACAUCGAUGAUUUAUUUGCACAGCAGGUUCAGUGACCGUGUGAGGACCUCUUUGGAAGAGUCCUUGGAUGACUUUUUCAUCACCACUUUGGGCAUUGUCAUCGUCUUGAUGCAAGCGGGCUUUGCCUUUUUAGAAGCUGGCUCCGUGCGGUCGAAAAAUACCGUGAACAUUUUGAUGAAAAAUUUACUCAACUUCCUUAUCGGAGGCCUGUCUUAUUGGUUUGUUGGCUACGUCUUUGCUUUCGGAGAUGGGAAUGCGUUUUUCGGCUGGUCCAACUGGCCAGUACUCAACACGGAUUAUCAUGACGUUCAGUUGUGUUGGAUUGACUUUUUGCAUGCUGCAACUGCUUCUUCAAUCGCAUCUGGGGCUGUUGCUGGACGUUGCCGAGCUUCAGCUUAUUUUGUAUUCGCUACUUGCCUACCAGGCAUAAUUUAUCCUGUUGCCAAGCAUUGGACUUGGCAUCCAGAGGGUUGGUUGAGAAAGUCGCCGUACAAGUCGUACGCUGGAGCGGGAACAGUUCAUUUGCUCGGAGGUGUAGUUGCUCUUGUUGGAACCACAUUUUUGGGUCCAAGAAUCGGAAUGUUCGAUGAAAAUACUGGGAAGCCGACGAAUGAAAUACGAGGGCAUUCCGUUCCUUGGGUUGCAUUUGGAGGAUUUAUUGUAUUAUUUGGUACUAUGGCUUUUGCUGCUGGGUUUCAAGGCCAUAUCACGCAACCCGGGGAUGGAGAUGUGAUAGCGCUUUCAAUUGUCAACACUUUGUUAGGUGGCUGUUUUGGAGGACUGGGCUGUCUCUUUUUCAAAAGAUACAUUGAAAAGUCAAGCAGCUGGUCUUUCCUUAUGACUCAGAAUGGAUGUCUGGCUGGAAUGGUUGCUGUGACAGCUGGCUGCAAUGUUUAUGCGCCCUGGUUUGCUGGCAUCUGUGGAUUUCUUGGAGGUUGCAUUUAUCUCUCUUCACAUUUCAUGUUUUUGCGAUUUGGAGUUGACGAUCCAGUCGAGUCUAUUCCAACGCAUUUGGGUCCAAGCAUCCUUGGACUCCUUGUGGUGGGCCUAUUCAUGGAUAGAGGAUUUGGAAGAGUUUUGCAAUGGAAUUGUAUUGCUGUUCUGGCUAUUGGUGGUUGGGCAUUUGUAACUGCUGGGCUCAUGUUCGGGAUUUUGAAAUGGCUGAAAAUUCUGAGGAUUGCUGAAUACAAAGAAAAAGGAGGUCUGGAUCAUUGGAAUCAUAAGGAACCGGCGUACCCGAUAGUCUCGUGGCUGGAAGGAGAAAUGCCGGAAACUCACGCUUCCGCAUUCAUCAAAAACUGUACCGUGAUGAUGGAUAGCUACGCGCAGGUCACACCUCGCAUUUCAGCUGAGAAUUUGCCUGCAAUGGUCAUUCUGGACGCUGUUUCCCGACUCGCUGAUAUUCCCCCUGAGGAAACAUUGCAGAUUCGGCCGCGUGCGAGCUCUGUUCCAGCUGUUCCGGUGUCGCGGUUUCUUGCGGAUCGACGAGCAGCUAGGGCCAAAUCCCGGGAAGAAGGCGAUGCGCAACGUUCUCAACUGCAGACUAUCAUCAGCAGGAAUAACACGGCUGCCGAUUUGGAUGAUUAUUGAAAUCUAUGAAGGUGCUCUCUUUUCUUGUCGAGAAGGAUGGUGUUCUGCAUGCAUGAUGGAUCUUACGUUGGAUGUUUCAACUUCACUUGGCCCCGGAGUAUAAUUUCACUCAGAUUUUUUUUUUCACACUUGCCCUCUCCAGGUGAUCUUCCUUAUUCGUCAUCAUUAGAACGGAGCUCCAAUAAAUAGGAGUGAGUUAUUUGGAACCCUGACUUGCGCGCGAUGUAUAAUUUGGUCCAGCAUCAACUUGGAUUAGCCUUGGUUGAAGCAGGAACAUAUGUAGUUUUUCAAGUGGAAGUUUUUCGGGAAUAUUUUGGAAGCUGAAAAAAAAAUCUCAAAUUAUUUCACUAUUUUUACAUCAGAGGCCACCCCAAAUUAAUGCGUCGGGCAUGCUGUGAGCAACUUAUUCUACGGAGGGUGUCAGAUAAUACAGUAGUCACAAUUAAUAAGUGUCAUUUUGAGGAUCAUCCUGAUCAAAGAGAGGGAAGGGAAAUAAUGUAAGGGAUACCAUUCAAGAUCAUGCAACAAUUAAAAAACUGCAGUCCGAAAAAAAAUGUGUAUUUAUAGGUCGCGCGAUCUUGAUGGAUAUAAAGAGGACUAUGCAGUGAUACCCUGGGAAAACGAGACCCGCGAAAACAGGGAAUUACGAUUCCAUCACACGUUCCACUCGUCCAUAUCGGUCCAUGCCUUGGUAAACUGAUGCUGCGUGACUCACUAUGUUUCGAUUUUACGUGAAGUACCAAGUACAGUAUAAAAAUUGUGAGUACUGUAGUUAGUAUGACGGAAUAAUAAAUAUUUUCAACUAUGCCGAGUACACCAUUAUUUUCAACGGUAUUUCAAUUUCUUCAUUUUGUUCAGCGCACUGCCAUAUCUCCUGCAUGCGGCUUCUAUAGAAUAUCCAAAU